Molecule: messenger RNA, 1029 nt
Organism: Suillus subaureus
Lineage: Eukaryota; Fungi; Basidiomycota; Agaricomycetes; Boletales; Suillaceae
Product: ribosomal protein L1p/L10e family-domain-containing protein
Exons: 5
Coding region: 1-1029 (342 amino acids)
Source: RefSeq, a predicted model, not a curated record
AUGGCGAAAACCGAAUUAAUCGACUCCCGUAUUUCCGUGAAACAGUGCACACGGGCCGUACAUGCACUGCAUGCAUAUGCCUUGAAAAAACAAAAGGAACAGGAGGAAAACGAGCUUUUACCAUCCAACGAGCAAUAUGUAUGGCUACAAAUUACAGUGAAGCGGAUGCACCCCGAACACAAGAUCAAACCAUUCAAAAUCCCACUUAAGCAUCCUCUCAUCGAUCCACGAGUUACGCCUGUCUGUCUCAUCACCAAAGAUCCUCAGCGAGAGUACAAAGACCUUAUCGAGUCUCAUAAAAUCAAAUUCGUAUCAAGGGUCGUUGGGAUCACAAAACUCAAGGGCAAAUUCAAGUCCUAUGAAGCCAGGCGAAUGUUGCUAAAAGAGAAUGGAAUGUUCCUGGCAGAUGAACGUGUUAUUCCAUUACUGCCGGGCUUGUUGGGAAAGAAAUGGUUUGAUGCAAAAAAACAGCCAAUCCCGGUCUGCUUGACACGCAAAGACCUUAAGGGUGAAUUGGAGCGAGCCAUCGAGUCAACCUACAUGCAUCAGAACAGAGGAACGUGCACGUCUGUUAAGAUUGGACUACUAUCGCACGCGCCAGAAAAAGUCAUUGACAACAUCAAAAUAUCUCUCCCUGCUAUCGUGAACAAUAUAAAGGGUAACUGGGAUAACGUUCAAAGUCUUCACAUCAAAACAAAUUCAAGUAUCAGUUUACCGAUAUGGACAUGCGAACUCGGAGAUGCGGCUGGUGGACGGUGGGAUGGUAUGGUCCAGUCCAAGGACAAAUCUGAGGAGAACAUGGAUUUGGAGGAACACGUGCCGGAAGUGCCGGUCAGCAAGGGUAAGAGCAAGGGCACGAAGAAACACCUGGACGAGAUUGUUGAGAAGUCCGAGUCAGUUACGCUGAAGGAGGUGAAACAAAAACGGAGCACUGAAGGAGCAGAGAAGAAGAAAGUGAAGUUUGUGAAAGGCGCCACAACAAAGAGUGUAAAGGGAACCCUCAUUGGCAAAAAGCCAGGUCGACCGUGA